CGUCGCUCCAAGAAAAAAAAUUUUUCUUGCUUCCCAAAUUCAGGGUUCCCCUCUUCCCCUCCCUUAUUAUUUGUCCAGUUUGGGAACUAUUUGUAUUCGCUUUUCUGAAGGAAUUCAAGCAAGAUACAUUUUCCAUCGGGCAUCAAUCCUGGAUUGUUUGCAAAAGUUUUGCAUUAACAAACAACUCCACCUGAUCUGCACUUUGAGAAUUGUCGUUUCUUUCUUUUUUUUUUUCCUUUGAGAACUUUUUUCUAGGUUUUUUCCUUUUUUUUUUUUUUUGAAAAAUGCACUACUGUGUGCUGAGCGCUUUUCUGAUCCUGCAUCUGGUCACAGUUGCGCUCAGCCUGUCUACCUGCAGCACACUCGAUAUGGACCAGUUCAUGCGCAAGAGGAUCGAGGCGAUCCGCGGGCAGAUCCUGAGCAAGCUGAAACUCACCAGCCCCCCAGAAGACUAUCCCGAGCCCGAGGAAGUCCCCCCGGAGGUGAUUUCCAUCUACAACAGCACCAGGGACUUGCUCCAGGAGAAGGCGAGCCGGAGGGCAGCCGCCUGCGAACGCGAGAGGAGCGACGAGGAGUACUACGCCAAGGAAGUCUACAAGAUAGACACGUCCUACUUCCCCUCCGAAAAUGCCAUCCCACCCACCUUCUACAGACCCUACUUCAGAAUUGUCCGAUUUGAUGUGUCAGCAAUGGAGAAGAAUGCCUCCAACCUGGUGAAGGCAGAAUUCAGAGUCUUCCGUUUGCAGAACCCAAAGGCCAGAGUGUCCGAACAACGCAUAGAACUGUAUCAGAUUCUCAAAUCCAAAGAUUUAACAUCUCCAACCCAGCGCUACAUUGACAGCAAAGUGGUGAAAACAAGAGCAGAGGGCGAAUGGCUCUCCUUCGACGUAACGGAUGCUGUUCAUGAAUGGCUUCACCAUAAAGACAGGAAUCUGGGAUUUAAAAUAAGUUUACACUGUCCCUGCUGCACCUUUGUACCAUCUAAUAAUUACAUCAUCCCAAAUAAAAGCGAAGAACUAGAAGCAAGAUUUGCAGGUAUUGAUGGCACCUCCACAUAUACCAGUGGUGAUCAGAAAACUAUAAAGUCCACUAGGAAAAAAAACAGUGGGAAGACCCCACAUCUCCUGCUAAUGUUAUUGCCCUCCUACAGACUUGAGUCACAACAGUCCAACCGGCGGAAGAAGCGUGCUUUGGAUGCAGCCUAUUGCUUUAGAAAUGUACAGGAUAAUUGCUGCCUACGCCCACUUUACAUUGACUUCAAGAGGGAUCUCGGGUGGAAAUGGAUACAUGAACCCAAAGGGUAUAAUGCCAACUUCUGUGCCGGGGCAUGCCCAUAUUUAUGGAGUUCAGAUACUCAGCACAGUAGGGUCCUCAGCUUAUAUAACACCAUAAAUCCAGAGGCAUCAGCUUCUCCUUGCUGUGUGUCCCAGGAUUUAGAACCCUUAACAAUUCUCUACUACAUCGGCAAAACACCCAAGAUUGAACAGCUAUCUAACAUGAUCGUCAAAUCUUGCAAAUGCAGCUAAACGUUUUGGAAAGGUGGCAAGACAAAAAUGAUAAUGUUGAUAAUGAUGAAUUUAAUAGUAAUGAUGACGAUGAUGACAAUGAUGAUGCUUAUAACAAGAAAACAUAGGAGAGCCUUGAUUCAUCAGUGUUAAUUUUUUUUUUUUUGAAAAAGCGGUACUAAUUCAAACACUUUGGAAGUUUCUGUUGUGUGUUAAAACUGCCAUCUGAAACCAAGAAAGCUGAAAGCCUUAUUCUACAUUUCACCUACCUUGUAAGUGAGAGAGACAAGAAGCAAAAUCUUUUUUAUUUUAAGAAAAAAAUAAACACUGGAAGAAUUUGUUGGUGUUAAUUAUGUGAAAGAAAAAAACAGGAAAAUCCCGCUAAGUGGAGUUGCUGUACGUACCGUUCCUAUCCCAUGCUUCACUUGACUUUUCUGUAUUGCUAUGCAAUAGGCACUCUUCCCAUUCUUACUCCUAGAGUUAACAGUGAGUUAUUUAUUGCGUGUUACUAUAUAAUGAACAUUUCAUUGCCCUUGGAAAAUAAAACAGGUGUACAAAGUGGAGACCAAAUACUUUGCCAGAAACUCAUGGAUGGCUUAAGGAACUUGAACUUAAACGAGCCAGAAAAAAAGAGGUCGUACUAUUGGGAAGAAAACCCAAGUGAGUUAUUACAUGUAUGGCUGAACAAGUCUGCAUUUAGAUAAGGACCCUGAAAACUCAUGAUGCAAUGUCCCAACUGCCUGAGGAAGCUUCUUAGAAGGUUAAACCAUUAAAAAAAAAAAAAAAAAAAAAAAAGCUUGUUAAUAAAGGAAACUUUGAGUCAGAAUAAGUCUGUAGGAUUUUUUCUUUUUAAUUGUAAAUGGUUCUUUGUCAGUUUAGUAAACCAAUGAAAUGUUGAAAUGUGUUGCCAUGAUAUACUGGUCAAUCUUUGGACCUUAAAGUAUUGCUGAAUAGCUAUGCGCUAGGAUUUUUUUUUCUUU
Molecule: messenger RNA, 2485 nt
Organism: Ochotona princeps (American pika)
Lineage: Eukaryota; Metazoa; Chordata; Mammalia; Lagomorpha; Ochotonidae
Gene: TGFB2
Product: transforming growth factor beta 2
Exons: 7
Coding region: 285-1526 (413 amino acids)
Biological process (GO): transforming growth factor beta receptor signaling pathway; BMP signaling pathway; regulation of cell population proliferation
Cellular component (GO): extracellular region
Molecular function (GO): type III transforming growth factor beta receptor binding; growth factor activity; type II transforming growth factor beta receptor binding
Source: RefSeq, a predicted model, not a curated record